Carya illinoinensis is the source of this 2161-nucleotide messenger RNA. Its product is annotated as pentatricopeptide repeat-containing protein At2g04860. The transcript is spliced from 2 exons. The coding region runs from base 68 to 2119 and encodes 683 amino acids. NCBI's taxonomy places the organism in Eukaryota, Viridiplantae, Streptophyta, Magnoliopsida, Fagales, Juglandaceae. Gene Ontology annotation, biological process: RNA modification. Gene Ontology annotation, molecular function: protein binding; RNA binding. The record is from RefSeq and is a predicted model, not a curated record.
ACGGGAGAUGUCUUGUUGGUGAGUUACGGGAGGCAAGUCGAACCCAAGACGCUGAGACUACGCUUGGAUGUUUAAUCCGUACUGCACAUGUCCGGAGUAUGAACUUGUCCUACUCGCUUGUAGAUCGUCGUCGUCUUCUUCUUUGAAUUCACCCAAUCAAAAGAUACAAGCAAAUCAGAUUCAGACCCACUUGGUAAGAUUGGGCUUUGACCAAUUUGUAUAUGUGAGUACUGCAUUUCUUGAUUUAUGCAUGAAAUUGGGAUGUAUAAAGAAUGCACAGAAGUUGUUUGAUUAUAUGCGUGAUCGAGAUGUUGUGACUUGGAAUGUAUUGAUUUGUGGGUAUUCGCGAAAUGGGUAUGAUUCUGAUGCGUUGGAACUCUUUGUUCAAAUGCUUAGAGAGGGUUUUAGUCCUUGUCAGACGACUUUGGUUAGUUUGGUUCCAUCUUGUGGUCAGCAUGAGCUAGUGUUUCAAGGGAAAUCUAUUCAUGGAUUUGGAAUUAAGGCUGGCCUUGAUUUGGAUUCUCAAGUCAAGAAUGUGCUUACUUCUAUGUAUUCUAAGUGUGCAGAUUUGGAAGCUGCAGAACUUUUGUUUGAGGAAAUGGUUGAGAGAAACGUGGUUUCUUGGAAUACCAUGAUUGGCGCCUAUGGGCAGAACUGUUAUUUUGAUGACGCUAUGCUUGUCUUCAAACAAAUGCUGGAGGAGAGUGUGGAAGCCAAUUCAGUAACCAUUGUGAGCCUUCUGUCAGCAAAUGCUCAUCCUGAAUCUAUACAUUGUUAUGCAAUCAAAACUGGUGUUGUCAAUGACACUUCUGUGAUUACUACACUUGUUUGUGUUUAUGCAAGGUACAUGAACACAGAAUUAGCCGAGCUGCUUUAUGAGUCAUUUCCCCAGAAGAACUUGGUUUCCCUUACAGCAAUUAUUUCAAGCCAUGCUGAGAAAGGAAAGAUGGAUUUGGUGGUGGGUUGCUUUAAUCAAAUGCAGCAAUUAGAGAUGAAGAUGGAUGCAGUUGCUAUGGUCAGCAUCCUCCAUGGGAUUACACAUCCUGUUCACUUGGGCAUUGGACUCACAUUCCAUGGUUAUGGAUUAAAGAUUGGGUUGAGUGAUAAUAGUUUGGUUGCAAAUGGCCUGAUAAGCAUGUACUCCAACUUUGAUGAUAUAGAAGCUGCUUUUUCUUUGUUUUUUGAGAUGCGUGAGAAAACAUUGAUCAGCUGGAAUUCUGUGAUAUCUGGCUGUGUACAGGCUGGAAGGCCAAGUGACGCCAUGGAGUUGUUCUGUCAAAUGCAGAGGUUUGAUCACAGUCCAGAUGCGAUUACCAUUGCGAGUUUACUUUCAGGUUGUUGCCAACUUGGAUACCUACAGUUUGGGGAGAGACUUCAUACUUACGUCCUAAGAAACAAUCUAGAAGUGGAAGAUUUUGUUGGAACUGCUCUUAUAGACAUGUACACCAAGUGCGGAAGAAUAGAUUGUGCUGAACGGGUGUUUAAGAGCAUCAAAGAGCCAUGUUUGGCAACAUGGAAUGCGAUAAUCUCAGGCUACAGUUUAUAUGGGCAUGAGCAUAAAGCUCUUGGCUGUUAUUCUGAAAUGCAAGUUCAAGGACUAAAACCUGAUAAAAUUACCUUCUUGGGUGUUUUAGCUGCUUGUACUCAUGGGGGUCUUGUUGAUAAAGGAAGAAGGUACUUCCAAAUCAUGAGAGAAGAGUUUGGCAUGGUGCCGGGUUUGCAGCACUAUGCAUGCAUGGUUGGUCUCCUUGCUCGGGCAGGCUUGUUUGAAGAAGCAAUGGAUUGUGUCAAGGAUAUGGAGAUUAAGCCUGAUUCUGCCGUGUGGGGAGCUUUGCUCAGCGCUGCUUGCAUCCAUCAAGAGGUCAGGCUUGGGGAAUGUUUUGCCAAGAAGUUACUUUUCUUGGAUUGCAGCAAUGGUGGGUUUUUCGUGUUAAUGUCAAAUCUUUAUGCUAUGAAAGGGAGGUGGGAUGAUGUAGCAAGGAUGAGGGACAUGAUGAGAGACAGUGGAGGGGAUGGCUGUUCAGGAGUUAGCAUCAUUGAAAUGACUUCAUUUGAAGACAUGAAUAGAAACUUGUGCUUGAGUAAAGUGAAUCUGAAUACAAAAUUUUUGGCUACCUGAGUUUUUCUUUUAAUUUUUUGAAUGUUGAUUGAUUUUAUCCUA